CAAAGACGGCAGCGUGACACGCGUGUGGAGGAAGUGUAGGGACAGACCGCCAAGCCUGACCACCUCCACCUGCCUGGGUCAGCAGCUUAUUCUCUGUUUACCGUAACAUGUCCUGGCUGUUCGGCCUGAAUAAGGGGCAGCCCGAGGCGCCCCCGGAAUUCCCGGUUCCACCGCCACUCCCUCCACCGGCUGGCGGCGGCGAUGAUAAACCCAAGGACAAAUGGAGCAAUUUUGAUCCAACCGGGCUGGAGCGAGCGGCCCAGGCGGCAAAGGAGCUCGACAAGUCUCGUAAGUGUCUUGCAUGAUAACUACAUUUUAUAGGACUGUAUAACUAGUAGCUAGCUAGCAUAUUUGUAGUCAUUCCAGAAAGAGCGAUGCACCCGCAGCAUGCUUUACAGCCUCAGCAGUGAUGCUGAUACAACACCGGCCCGUGUCCUGACAUAGCAUAAUCUCAUAGCUAGUUUCCACGGGUAUCUAAGUUAACGUUAUCUAGCUAGCUAUUCUUCAUGACAGCUAUCAGUAGGACAUAACACUGUAGUAAACGAGAAUCACAUGUAUCACAUUGAACGUUGUGCUGCACAUUUUCAUUCAUGUUGGAAGUUGUCCAUAGUGCCUUCAAGUUGAAAGGUGCAAAUGUUAUUCCUUCACACAGUUCAGUUUGCCAGAUAGCUUUAGUUACUAGUUUUAGUAUAACUUAAUUAAACCAGGUUUAAAACCUUAUAUUUCAUAUUACAUUAUUUUUCAGAACAUUAAAUUAAAUUCUAAUUGGUUUGAAUAUAGCCUACUGUCAUUAAAUUAAAUGUACAGUUGAAGUCAGAAGUUUACAUACACCGUAGCCAAAUACAUUUAAACUCAGUCUUUCACAAUUCCUGACAUUUAAUCCUAGUAUAAAUUCCCUGUCUUAGGUCAGUUAGGAUCACCACUUUAUUUUAAGAAUGUGAAAUGUCAGAAUAAUAGUAGAGAGUGAUUUAUUUCAGUUUUUAUUUAUUUCAUCACAUUCCCAGUGGGUCAGAAGUUUACAUACACUCAAUUAGUAUUUGGUAGCAUUGCCUUUAAAUUGUUAAACUUGGGUCAAACGUUUCGGGUAGCCUUCCACAAGCUUCCCACAAUAUGUUGGGUGAAUUUUGGCCCAUUCCUCCUGACAGAGCUGGUGUAACUGAGUCAGGUUUGUAGGCCUCCUUGCUCGCACAUGCUUUUUCAUUUCUGCCCACAAAUGUUCUAUAGGAUUGAGGUCAGGGCUUUGUGAUGGCCACUCCAAUACCUUGACUUUGUUGUCCUUAAGCCAUUUUGCCACAACUUUGGAAGUAUGCUUGGGGUCAUUGUCCAUUUGGAAGACCCAUUUGUGACCAAGCUUUUACUUCCUGACUGAUGUCUUGAGAUGUUGCUUCAAUAUAUCCACAUAAUUUUCCUUCCUCAUGAUGCCAUCUAUUUUUUUAAGUGCACCAGUCCCUCCUGCAGCAAAGCACCCCCACAGCAUGAUGCUGCCACCCCCGUGCUUCACGGUUGGGAUGGUGUUCUUCGGCUUGCAAGCACCCCCUUUUUCCUCCAAACAUAACGAUGGUCAUUAUGGCCAAACAGUUCUAUUUUUGUUUCAUCAGACCAGAGGACAUUUCUCCAAAAAGUACGAUCUUUGUCCCCAUGUGCAGUUGCAAACCGUAGUCUGGCUUUUUUUAUGGCGGUUUUGGAGCAGUGGCUUCUUCCUUGCUGAGCAGCCUUUCAGGUUAUGUCGAUAUAGGACUCGUUUUACUGUGGAUAUAGAUACUUUUGUACCUGUUUCCUCCAGCAUCUUCACAAGGUCCUUUGCUGUUGUUCUGGGAUUGAUUAGCACUUUUCGCACCAAAGUACGUUCAUCUCUAGGAGACAGAACGCGUCUCCUUCCUGAGCGGUAUGACGGCUGCGUGGUCCCAUGGUGUUAAUACUUGUGUACUAUUGUUUGUACAGAUGAACGUGGUACAUUUAGGCUUUUGGAAAUUGCUCCCAAGGAUGAACCAGACUUGUGGAGGUCUACAAUUUUUUUUCUGAGGUCUUGGCUGAUUUCUUUUGAUGAUUUUCCCAUGAUGUCAAGCAAAGAGGCACUGAGUUUGAAGGUAGGCCUUGAAAGACAUCCACAGGUACCCCUCCAAUUGACUCAAAUGAUGUCAAUUAGCCUAUCAUAAGCUUCUAAAGCCAAUACAUCAUUUUCUGGAAUUUUCCAAGCUGUUUAAAGGCACAGUCAACUUAGUGUAUGUAAACUUAUGACCCACUGGAAUUGUGAUACAGUUAAUUAUAAGUGAAAUAAUCUGUCUGUAAACAAUUGUUGGGAAAAUGUACUUGUCAUGCACAAAGUAGAUGUCCUAACCGACUUGCCAAAACUAUAGUUUGUUAACAAGAAAUUUGUGGAAUGGUUGAAAAACAAGUUUUAAUGACUCCAACCUAAGUGUAUGUAAACUUCCGACUUCAACUGUAUGUCUCUUGAAGAUCAAUGUCCCUUUUCCUUGACUUAAUUUCAGGUCAUGCCAAAGAGGCCCUGGAUCUGGCUCGCAUGCAGGAGCAGUCUGUUCAGAUGGAACAUCAGACCAAAAUCAAGGUACAGUUGCACUAAACAAGGCACAUGCAGAGUAAUGUGUCGGACACCAAAUACAUGAUACUAUCAAUCCAAUAUCUGAUCAUGCUAUUUGUGUUUCCUCUGUGUUCGAUGGUGGCAGGAGUACGAGGCAGCAGUGGAGCAACUGAAGGGGGAUCAGCUGCGUAUUCAAGGGGAGGAGAGGAGGAAAACUGUCGGCGAGGAAACCAAGCACCAUCAAUCGGUGAGAGGAGAGCAGAGGAAGGGUUUAGUGGUACUGCAUAGGGGGUGGUUGUGCAGUAGUAUUCAUUGUACUGUAGAGUAUGAGGUCAAUGAUGGGCUCAUAGCAUGGAUCAUAAUGCAGACGUAUGGGUAAACCGUAGAAGCAAGCAUUUGCCCUGUAGUAGUAAAGAUAUCUUUGAGUUUGUAGAGAGUAGAAUUGUGUCGGUAAGUUUAGAGCUUGAAAUAGUUUGCACAAUUAGUGUUAAUUCUGUUGAAACAGGCUGCAAUGAGAGAUUCGGAGGAACAAGGGGUUGCAUAUCUGUCCACCAGAUGGCGACUAACAUGUGUUACUAUGGUUACCGUCUCCUUUUAUCCCUUCACAGAGAGCACAGUUCCAAGACAGACUUGCCAGACAGAGGUAUGAGGAUCAACUCAAGCAACAGGUAAGACCAAAUGCCAUUAGCUGCAAUAUCUACUCAGUACCAAUUAGGAUAGAAAGAAGUAGAGUGAAAAUGCUGUGUCCACCUGACUGUGUGGCCUAUCCUCUGCGUCCUCAGCAAGCCCUGAAUGAGGACAACCUUCGCAAACAGGAGGACUCUGUGCUUAAACAGGAGGCCAUGAGGAAAGGUACUGACCCCGUAUAAUACUGUCACACAGCCUCCAGGAAUAUGGUUCUGCUUCUAUUUUCACUGGUCAUUAUAGCCAUAUGGGGUCUGGCAAUAACAAAAUGUUUAAGGGAUAAUCAACGAGGGGCUAUGCAUUUUAUGUAAUAACGUGGCGCGUCGUGAAACUAACUUUCCACGGAGUUUCAUUAUUUUCCAGAGAACGCAGAGAGACCAGAGUAUACUCCCUUUUAUACAUACCAUGGCUAUAACUUAACACAGAAAUGUGUUCAACAUCCGCUGAAGUAGCUAGCAAGUUUUCUAGAUAGCUACAGUAGUUGCCUUGUAACCAAACACAGACUUGCUAGUUUAGCUAACCAAAACAUCAGUCCUAGCUUAGUAUUAUGAAAAUAAAAUUAAUCAGUGCCUAUAAUGUUAAUGUUUUCAAUUCGACUUUAGCUUUCCAAAGCAGCUCAAACACAGAACAUGUAAGAAUGAACUAGCCAUUGAAUUCUACCAUGCUGAUAUACUGUGCGUUAUAGGGAAAUAAUGCACGCUCUAGAAUGCCCUUCAAGCCAAUCAGAAACAAGUAUUUAACAAUGCUAUGGUAUAUUGAUGUUAUAUCCACUGAUGUAUCCUCUCCACAUAGCAACAAUCGAGCACGAGAUGCAGCUGAGGCACAAGAAUGAGCUGCUACGUGUAGAGGCGGAGUCUAAAGCUCAUGCACGUGUUGAACGGGAAAACGCAGACAUCAUCCGCGAGCAGAUCCGCUUGAAGGCAGCAGAGCACAGACAGACUGUACUAGAGACUAUACGGUGAGACAGACAUAGUGUAUUACACUACAGACCUUACAGAAAGAUACUAUAUUGGAAACCUGACUGUCUUUGUAUAUUUCUGUGAUUUCAGGACUGCAGGUGCUGUGUUUGGGGAAGGAUUCCAGGCCUUUGUGUCAGACUGGGAUAAAGUCACAGCUACGGUGAGACCUGCCUUCCACUCUACUUCCUUGUUUAUGUUCAUUAAUAUGUGAACUGCCAAUGACUCCUAAAUAAGUACCUGAUAUGUUAAAGGUUUAUUUAUAUCUGAUCUAAGCUGUUCUUGGAGCGUCUCUAAAUGUAGUGUAUUUGUUCCGUCACACCACCAGGUGGCAGGACUGACCCUGCUGGCUGUGGGUGUAUAUUCUGCCCGGAACGCCACAGCUGUGGCAGGGCGCUACAUUGAGGCCCGGCUCGGGAAGCCCUCAUUGGUCAGAGAGACGUCUCGCAUCACUGUGGCGGAGGCGAUCAAGCACCCCAUCAAGGUAGAGAGGCCCUGCUGUGCAUUUUAUACGUCUUGUGUCUGAUGCUUUUUGUGUUUUUUAUUGCAAUUAAAUUAAGUUAGCUAAACACUCUUAUUUUGAAGUAUUAUGAAGUGAUGGUGAGGUGCAUUUUCUUAUUUUUCCUCUCUUAUAGAUGUCAAAGCGCCUGACAAGCAAACCUCAAGAUGCCCUGGAGGGAGUAGUGCUCAGUGUGAGUACCGACACUCAGCACACACCUGAGCACCAGCGAGCCAUACCUUAUAGAGUCUCAACACAACUAAACCUGGGAGAUAUUAUACCCAGCACAUGUAUUAAAGAGACAUUCAUAGAGAAUGCUGUGUACACAUCUUGUGUAGAGGGAAUAUUUGUUAUUGCAGGCCUGCUUUGAGCCAAAAUGUUGAUCUCCCUGAUAUGAAUUAUUCCGUCCACUCCUCACAGCCUAACUUAGAAGAGCGUGUACGUGACAUUGCCAUAGCAACUAGGAACACGCGGCAGAACAAGGGGCUCUACAGGAACAUCCUCAUGUAUGGCCCCCCAGGUACUGGCAAGACCCUCUUCGCCAAGGUAGGCCCCUUACAGAAUCACCUUGACUUUGACAAGUGGUGUUAUCUUGGUAUCUGUAUAUGUUGGUAACUGUCUCUCUGUGUUCUGAGUAGAAGCUGGCAGUGCACUCUGGGAUGGACUAUGCCAUCAUGACGGGUGGAGAUGUGGCGCCCAUGGGCCGUGAGGGUGUCACCGCCAUGCACAAAGUCUUUGACUGGGCUAACACCAGUCGCCGCGGGUAUGCUACCCUCACUUGCAGUACCAUCAUACUAUUGAUAGAACUUAAUGAAAAUGUAACCAUGAUGUAACCAUAUAACGUAAGUAUCUACGUAACUUGACAUAAUAUACAUUUGAACUUGCAUUAGACACAUAUGCAGACAUGCACUUGAAACGAUAUACAGAGAACGAUGUAAGACCAGUGCAGCUCUGCUAAUGCCAUCCUGUCUCCUGUCUGACACAGCCUGCUGCUGUUUGUUGAUGAAGCUGAUGCAUUCCUUCGCAAGAGAUCUACUGUAAGUGUGUUGUGUACAGACCUGGUAUCAAAUACAUGUGUAUUUGAGUAUCUGGUAUUUAAAAUACAUUUUUCUGUGUAUUUGAGUAUUUCCAAAUACACAGGCCAAAACAAUAACUUUUAUUUGAGUUAUUUGAAUGGUUAUUUGUAUUUUAAAAAACGAAUACUCUGCAAAAUUGUAUUUGAGAGUAUUUUCAAAUACUUAUCUUAAAUACUAUUUUCAAAUAUCUGGGUUACGUCUCCCGAGUGGCGCAGUGGUCUAAGGCACUGCAUCGCAGUGCUAGCUGUGCCACUAGAGAUCCUGGUUCGAAUCCAGGCUCUGUCGUAGCCGGCCGCGACCGGGAGACCCAUGGGGCGGCGCGCAAUUGGCCCAGCGUCGUCCAGGUUAGGGGAGGGAAUGGCCGGCAGGGAUGUAGCUCAGUUGAUAGAGCAUGGCGUUUGCAACGCCAGGGUUGUGGGUUCGAUUCCCACAGGGGGUAUGAUUUUUUAAAAUGUAUGCACUAACUGUAAGUCGCUCUGGAUAAGAGCGUCUGCUAAAUGACUAAAAAUGUAAAUGUAAAAAUGUUAAAUACAUGGGAGUGUAUUUGAGUCGGUGUAUUCGAGUAUUUUCAAAUAAUUUCCAAGCGUAUUUCCAAAUACAGUAAAAUUUUCAACUACUUGUCUUUUCAAAUAUAAAAUAUCAGAAUACUUACUUCGAAUGUAUGUGAAAGGAAUUGAGAAAUUUGAAAUAGGAUUUGAACCCAGGUCUGGUUGUGUACUUUCCUGUAUUGAAAUGAUAGCAAAACCAAAACAAUGAUAAAAUUCAAGGUUUGUGUCUUUUUUGUUUGCAGGAGAAGAUCAGUGAAGAGCUCAGAGCAACUUUGAACGCAUUCCUGUACCGCACUGGAGAGCAGAGCAACAAGUCAGUCCUCAUUGACUCCCGCACUCUAAAUUCACCAUAUAUACGCCCAACACUCUAAAUUCACCAUAUAUACGCCCAACACUCUAAAUUCACCAUAUAUACGUCCAACACUCUAAAUUCACCUGAUCUACGCCCAACACUCUAAAUUCACCUUAUCUACGCCCAACACCCUAAAUUCUGAUGUACAAACUUCCUCAAAUACCACAGCAUUCUAACCCUAAUAGCCCACUGGUGUGUCGUCUUCCUCCAGGUUCAUGAUGGUGCUGGCUAGUAACCAGCCGGAGCAGUUUGACUGGGCCAUCAAUGACCGCAUUGAUGAGAUAGUCAACUUUGCCCUGCCGGGUCCUGAUGAGAGAGAGAGGCUGGUGCGUCUGUACUUUGACAGAUACGUGCUUGAGCCUGCCACAGGGGGGAGACAGUGAGUCA
Coregonus sp. 'balchen' is the source of this 7041-nucleotide messenger RNA. Lineage: Eukaryota; Metazoa; Chordata; Actinopteri; Salmoniformes; Salmonidae. The record is from the annotation of a GenBank genome assembly.